AUGCUCGCCACGGCGGCCGCCGCUUUCCGUCAGCCGGGCGCGCUCGACGCUGUGUUUCUGGCAGGGCUGCUGACCCCUGUCCCGCGAGACUGUAGAAGGUACCUUGGCAGCGCCCUGAGCGAGCACUUUGACCCUCUGCUUCUCAUAGUCACUUUGACCGAGGUGUUCGUCACCGUCAAGGAGAUGUCUGCCGUGAGCCACGCCGCGCUCGGCGCAGAGGGCCGCGCCGCGCUCGCGGCGUGGCCAGCGCUGCUGGCGGGCUCGGCGGGGCUCGCUUGGGACUUGAUAAGCGCGCGGCUGGCCGAGGGCGGGGCCGCUGCGCUCCCAGCCGUCUCGUUGGCCGUGAAGCUGCCCCUCGCGGUGCAGUACGACGCGGCGGCCAAGGCGGUGCUCACCGCGGCGGCUGCAGCGCGCGCGGCGCGCCUGUUUCCGCAGCUGGCGGCGUUCUCGCGCGCGCCUGGCACGCAACCCGACUCGCCGGCCCAGAUUUGGCUAGCGAUCUGCAUGUUGAGCGCCUGGGGCGCCAUCCACUCCAUCUUGGCAGCUUGCGGCGGGGCGCUGGCAAGGCACGCGCUCGGCUUUAUCGGCCAGACGGCCUGUCGGUCGGGCGGCGCUGGGGUUGCCAGUGCCUCAAACGCUCGCGCGGCUGCUGGGCUGCUACAAGCUGUGCGCUUCCUGGUGCGCGCGACCAGCGCUGAGCUGGAACUCGGCGCCUCGUCACGCGGCAGCUGCGUCGCGGCCGUGCCGGGCGCGGCGGCCGCGCUGGUCUGCGGCGCGCGAAUGGGGCUUGCGGCGGUGCGCGCCAAGGGAGACGCCGCCUGCGACGAGGGCGAAGUCAUGGCCAACUUUUGUGCAGUGAUGGCGACGGUGGCUAUAGCAGAGGCGCACGCAGACAGGAGCACUGGCUGCGGCGGCGGCGGCGGCGGUGGCGCUGGCGCUGGCGGCGAGGACGGGGAUAGGGUGGGCAGCUGGCUGAGGGCACUGCACGCCUUGGGGGCUCUGCCGCAGGUCGCUAGCGCGCUGGCUGUGGAGGGCCUUGACGGCGAAAGCAAGGCUAUGAUUGCGCUCGCUGCGGCAGCGCUGGCUUACAGCCUCCCUCAGCAGCAGCAGCGGGAGCAGCAGCAGAAGCAGCAGGGGCAGCAUCAGCAAGAGCAGGAGCUGCAGCAGCAGGAGCAGGAGCUACACCAAGCGCUGCAGCAGCAGCAGCAGCGGCGGCGGCAGCAGCAGCAGCAGCAGCAGCAGCAGCAGCAGCAGCAGCACGUGUCAACCAUAGGCGGCACCGGAAUAGACGCGACAGACGUGCGGCGGCGUGCCUGGGCGGCGCUGGUUGGCGAUCGUGUCCCCUCCAGCAUUGUGGAAAUGCGGCUGCUCUGUGAGUUCCGGUGGGCGGGCAGGUGCGAUCUGGCCACGACGCCGGGGGCGCUUGCGUUUGCAGCUUCCGAGGCAGCAAGCCCGGAUGCUUGCCAGGCGGCCCUGGCGGCCGACCUUUUGAGAGUCGUUGAGGAGUGGGCGGUGUCGGAAUGGGCGCAGCACAGCGCGGGCGGCAGCAGCGGCGGGUUUGGCGACGAUGGCAGCAACGACGACGGCAGCGGCGGCGGCAGUGGCGGGUUGGAUGCGGACCAGGCGGACAAGCCGAGCUCGUCGGGCGGUGGGGCCCAGGCCGUCGCAGGGCACGCUGAGGCGCCAGCGGCGAUCGAGCGAGCAGAGCGGUCCUUGGAGGCCAUCUUGCGGCUGGCUGCCGGGGCGGCGUCGGCAGGCGCUGUUUCGGCAAGGGUAGUGGAGUCGGAGGCGCGCGCGGCGCUGGCGGAGCUGCGCAUGAGUUGUGCAUGGGAGCGGGCGGCCCAUCAGCGGGGACUGCAAAGACAGCGGCAGGAACAGCAGCAGGAGCAGCGCAGCGAGCAGCAGCAGCAGGAGGAGGAGGAGGAGGAGAAGAAUUGCGCUUUAUCAGCAACGGCCACAUCCAUGGCGAAGUUGCAACAGCAACAGCAACACGAGCAGCAGCGACACGAGCAGCAGCAACACAAGCAGCAGCAGCAGCAGCAGCCAGCAGGCUGCAGGGUUGCCACCUGCCGGCAAACAGCAUCAUGCGCUGCAUGUGGCACAGCCGAGGGUGCCGCAGGGGCGCGGCUGCACCUGUGCCGUGGCUGCCGUCAGGCGUGGUUCUGCUCUGACGCGUGCUACAAGGGCCACUGGCCGGUGCACAAGGCUGCGUGCCGCGAGGAGCAGGCGCGGCGGGCGGGGCAAGCGGCGGUGGCGGGGUCGGCGUAG
Molecule: messenger RNA, 2268 nt
Organism: Monoraphidium neglectum
Lineage: Eukaryota; Viridiplantae; Chlorophyta; Chlorophyceae; Sphaeropleales; Selenastraceae
Exons: 1
Coding region: 1-2268 (755 amino acids)
Source: RefSeq, a predicted model, not a curated record